AUGAGCUCGGAUCCUGCACCAACAGUGGACACCAUCACAUCCGUGGGUCCCACGGAUGUUGAGCUGGUCGUAAUCCCAAGCCACGCUUGCAAACAGGACGAUCCGUUCCUGGCCGCAUUUGCUGAGCCUUUCGAUGCGGAAAAUCCCAAGCACUGGCGUACCGGUCGCAAGUGGGCCGUCACGGAUGUGCUCUCCGCAACCGGGUUCAAUCGCAUAAUGGUCUCGACCAUCAUGGCGCCGGCGCUAUCUACAAUCGCCAGGGAGUUUGACAUGAACUCGGCAGAGUCAGCCAUGACACUGUCUAUCUACCUUUUGGCGACGGCAUUCGGACCACUGGUUAUUGGGCCGCUAUCCGAGGCUUCGGAGCGAGUGCCAUCUAUGCAUUGGCAAGCGGUGUUUUGGGAGAGGCCUGAGCAGCGGGGUCGCUCUCUUGGUGUCUACCUGCUGAUUCCUCUGCUGGGAGCAGCCGUCGGUCCAAUCAUUGGUGGCUUCAUGGCUGACCGCACCACUUGGAGGUGGAUGUUCUGGUCUACCUCGAUCUUCCAGGCGGUCAUGAUCUUGGUGUCCUUCACUGCAUUCCACGAGACAUACGAGCCUCUAAUCCUUCGCCACCGGGCGGGGCGCAUUCGCCAUGAGACGGGGGACUCUCGGUACUAUACCACAGACGAGCGCCUUCAUGCGAACAAGUCAGCGACGAGAAUACUGGGAAGAGCUUUAGUCAGACCCCUGCGGCUACUCACCCUUCACCCAAUAAUUCAAAUCGCAUCGCUCAUCUCUGCCUUCAAUUAUGGUAUUUUGCAUAUCGUGCUAUCGACUUUCUCCGACCUGUGA
Molecule: messenger RNA, 831 nt
Organism: Penicillium canariense
Lineage: Eukaryota; Fungi; Ascomycota; Eurotiomycetes; Eurotiales; Aspergillaceae
Exons: 3
Coding region: 1-831 (276 amino acids)
Biological process (GO): transmembrane transport
Molecular function (GO): transmembrane transporter activity
Source: RefSeq, a predicted model, not a curated record